CGGCAGCGCGGGGGCGGGGCUUCGCGGGCAGACGCACGCACGUCGAGGCGCUGCUGCCCGGAGCCGCGGAGGCUGCGGGCUUGGCUGCGGCGGCUGCUGUGGCGGCGGCGGGAGGUUGGAGAGAAAUCCAGGUACUCAGUUGACUGGUACCUUCUGCCACCAUGGGGGAGCUUUUCCGGAGUGAGGAGAUGACGCUGGCCCAGCUUUUUCUGCAGUCAGAAGCUGCUUAUUGUUGCGUCAGUGAAUUAGGAGAACUCGGAAAAGUCCAGUUUCGUGAUUUAAAUCCAGAUGUAAAUGUUUUCCAGCGGAAAUUUGUGAAUGAAGUUAGAAGAUGUGAAGAAAUGGAUCGAAAGCUUCGAUUUGUUGAAAAAGAGAUAAGAAAAGCUAACAUUCCAAUUAUGGACACCGGCGAAAACCCAGAGGUGCCCUUCCCCCGGGACAUGAUUGAUUUAGAGGCCAAUUUUGAAAAGAUUGAAAAUGAACUGAAGGAAAUCAACACAAAUCAGGAAGCUCUGAAGAGAAACUUCCUGGAGCUGACUGAAUUAAAAUUUAUACUGCGCAAAACUCAGCAGUUUUUUGACGAGGCUGAAUUGCAUCAUCAGCAGAUGGCGGAUCCAGACCUGUUGGAAGAGUCCUCAUCCCUCUUGGAGCCAAGUGAGAUGGGAAGAGGCACGCCUUUAAGACUUGGCUUCGUGGCUGGUGUGAUUAACCGGGAGCGCAUCCCUACAUUUGAGCGUAUGCUUUGGCGUGUGUGCCGGGGAAAUGUGUUCCUGCGACAGGCUGAAAUCGAGAACCCCCUGGAGGAUCCUGUGACUGGCGACCACGUGCACAAGUCUGUGUUUAUCAUUUUCUUCCAAGGCGAUCAGCUGAAAAACAGAGUCAAGAAGAUCUGCGAAGGGUUCCGGGCCUCACUCUAUCCCUGUCCUGAGACACCACAGGAGAGGAAGGAAAUGGCUUCCGGCGUUAAUACCAGGAUCGAUGACCUCCAAAUGGUUCUGAAUCAAACGGAGGAUCACCGCCAGAGGGUUCUGCAGGCAGCGGCUAAGAACAUCCGUGUCUGGUUCAUCAAGGUGCGGAAGAUGAAGGCCAUCUACCACACCCUGAACCUGUGCAACAUAGAUGUGACCCAGAAGUGUCUGAUUGCAGAGGUCUGGUGCCCCGUCACUGACCUUGACUCUAUCCAGUUUGCACUGAGAAGGGGCACGGAACACAGUGGCUCCACUGUACCCUCCAUUUUGAACAGGAUGCAGACAAACCAGACUCCUCCAACCUAUAACAAAACCAACAAGUUUACCUAUGGCUUUCAGAACAUAGUAGACGCUUAUGGAAUUGGAACUUACCGAGAGAUCAAUCCAGCUCCAUAUACCAUCAUCACUUUCCCUUUUCUGUUUGCUGUGAUGUUUGGGGACUUUGGCCAUGGCAUUUUGAUGACCCUUUUUGCUGUGUGGAUGGUGUUAAGGGAGAGCCGGAUCCUUUCUCAGAAGAAUGAAAAUGAGAUGUUUAGCACUGUGUUCAGUGGUCGAUACAUUAUUCUGUUGAUGGGUGUGUUCUCCAUGUACACUGGCCUCAUCUACAAUGAUUGCUUUUCCAAGUCUCUUAAUAUCUUUGGGUCAUCCUGGAGUGUACGGCCGAUGUUUACUUUUAAUUGGACGGAAGAGACACUUCGGGGGAACCCUGUUCUGCAGCUGAAUCCCGCCCUCCCUGGAGUUUUUGGUGGACCAUACCCUUUCGGCAUUGAUCCAAUUUGGAACAUUGCUACCAAUAAACUGACCUUCCUCAACUCCUUUAAGAUGAAGAUGUCUGUUAUCCUUGGCAUCAUCCAUAUGUUGUUUGGAGUCAGCUUGAGCCUUUUCAACCAUAUCUAUUUCAAGAAGCCCCUGAAUAUAUACUUUGGAUUUAUUCCUGAAGUAAUCUUCAUGACCUCUUUGUUUGGCUACUUGGUUAUCCUUAUUUUUUACAAGUGGACAGCCUAUGAUGCUCAUACAUCUGAGAAUGCACCAAGCCUUCUGAUCCACUUCAUAAAUAUGUUCCUCUUCUCCUACCCAGAGUCUAAUAAAUCAAUGCUAUAUUCUGGACAGAAAGGAAUUCAGUGUUUCCUGGUAGUGGUUGCGCUACUGUGUGUACCUUGGAUGCUGCUGUUUAAACCACUGGUCCUUCGCCAUCAGUACUUGAGAAGGAAGCAUUUGGGAACUCUCAACUUUGGUGGGAUCAGGGUGGGCAACGGACCGACAGAGGAGGAUGCUGAGAUUAUUCAGCAUGACCAGCUCUCCACCCACUCAGAGGACGCGGAAGAGCCUUCGGAGGACGCGGUGUUUGACUUUGGGGACACCAUGGUCCACCAGGCCAUCCACACCAUCGAGUACUGCCUGGGCUGCAUCUCCAACACCGCCUCCUACCUUCGGCUCUGGGCCCUCAGCCUUGCUCAUGCACAGCUGUCUGAGGUGCUUUGGACCAUGGUGAUCCACAUUGGCCUGAGCGUGAAGAGCUUGGCGGGAGGUCUGGCACUUUUCUUCAUCUUCACCGCCUUUGCCACCCUGACCGUGGCCAUCCUCCUGAUCAUGGAGGGCCUCUCAGCCUUCCUCCACGCGCUGCGGUUACACUGGGUUGAGUUCCAGAAUAAAUUCUACAGUGGGACCGGUUUCAAGUUCCUGCCCUUCUCCUUCGAGAACAUUCGGGAAGGGAAGUUUGAGGAGUGAACCCCUGCUAGGACUGUGCGCUCUGGCUGCCCUCCCUGCCUCCCUCCACAGUGACUGGUUGUGCUCCUUUGCCUGUUGGUUGUGAUCCCUGGGCACCAGAGCAUUUGUCACCCCCGUCUGUGAGUCAUUUAGCUAGGACAGGUCCUCCAUAGGCCUCCCGACACCCCCAGCUGUGUGUGUAGUGUAGUGAUGUCCUGGAGAGAAGCUGGGCUCUGGCUGUCACUCACACUUGCUGGGCACCAGCUGUGCCCUCCUGGCCUCCAGCCAACCAGAGACAGCCCUUCUCCGUCCCUGGUGGGGAACCUGCCUGUGUGUUCACACACAGCCCUCUGGGCUCCCCACGCUCAUCAUGGAUGGAAGGGGAACCAGUGCCACCCACAUCUAGACUUUGAGUUGGUCCCCUGUACCUGUCACUGGUGGCAGUUGGGGGGUUGGGCACUACAGGUUCUCCCUCAGAAAGGGGACACUCUUCGACAUGUCCCACCUUUGGGUAGCAGGGGUAGGUCCAGGAGGACGGUAUUUUGUCCUUUGCCCACCCCCUUUGGGGCUUGUUAAUCAGGAAUUCAGCUGAAUCCAACUGGGCCAUCAUGAGUUGCUUCUCCCCAUCAGCCCCCAACCCUGCACUUCGACUCUCUCCCCCCUCUCCCCGUUUGCACCCAGCACGGUGUCACACAGCUGGGAGUGCCCUAGAACAGAGGUCUGGCUACCCGGCAGCACACAGGUCUUCCCUCCCUUGAGUUGGCUACUUCCCAGGCCUCGUGUGGGCGCUGCCUGCAGCCACAUCCUCGGAGCAGGGUGUCUGGAGGGAUGCUCCUGCCUGGCGGAGACCCUGAGACCUGCCCCCCACCCCCAAUCAUGAUGUCUUGAGCGUCGGGCUGUGGUCAGCACGGCUGGUUCUGCCCGCAGCCUGCCUUGCUCUGCCCACCCACACCCUCUCCCCACUUCCACACUGAUCUGGGUCUCAGGAGGGACGGCUUAGGCAGGGGAGGCCAGUGUCACAGGUGAUUUAGACGGCAGGGCUGCCAGUGCAUGUGGGAGUGAGGGCUGCACAGCCCUGCCAAGGGGCCACAUGCCCUGUCACCCCCGCACCAGGCUGUGGAUCUUAGAGCCUUCUAAUCAUGUAUUGGUGCAGCAGCCCUGGCUGCCCGAGCCAAAUUCGUGCCCACUGGCCUCCGUGGUAGCGGUAAUCCCCCGAGUCAGCCAGGCCUGUGCCCUCCUCCCACCCUGGCUUUUCUGAGUGAGCUGCUUAGGGCUGCCAAGUGACUCUCCCAGCUGGCCUGACCCUGGGCAUGGGCCACCCUGCCCCAGCUUCACUAUGUGCUGGCCCGUUGUGACCUGACACUACCCGACCCUGUGCAGAGCCCCCUCCCCUCUUGCCCUGGGUUUACAUGAUGAUUUUGCUCUGUUUACAGUAGGGCUCGAAGCAGAGUUCUCAGACAAGGAACACUGUCCAAGGCCCUUCUGUUCAGACAUUCCUGUGCUGAAUAAAGUGUUUGACUCUA
This is a messenger RNA of Microcebus murinus (gray mouse lemur), 4198 nucleotides long. The record is from RefSeq and is a predicted model, not a curated record. Lineage: Eukaryota; Metazoa; Chordata; Mammalia; Primates; Cheirogaleidae.